AUGUUUAAGUGUUUUCCAAUUCCAUUUUGUAGUAGAAAUUUGGAACAAAUUGAUAAACGUCAUUGUAAUUUAACAACAGUACCUGAUGAUGUUCUUCGUUAUACACGUACAUUAGAAGAAUUAUUACUUGAUGCUAAUCAACUUCAAGAUUUGCCUAAGGGUGUUUAUCGUUUAACACAAUUACGUCGUUUAACAUUUAGUGAUAAUGAAAUUCAAUAUAUAUCACCUGAAAUUGGACAAUUAGUUAAUCUAGAAGAACUUGAUUGUUCAAGAAAUGACAUAGCAGAAAUUCCGGAUAAUAUUCGUCAUUGUCGAUCAUUACAAAGACUUGAUUGUAGUGGAAAUCCUUUGGCAAAUAAUCUUCCCGCUGGUAUAAUUCAUCUUCGACAAUUAUUUCAAUUAACAUUAAAUGAUGUUUCACUUGCUGAAUUACCAAGAGAAAUUGGCAGGUACAUAGAAGAAUAUUUUUGA
This is a messenger RNA of Rotaria sp. Silwood2, 471 nucleotides long. Lineage: Eukaryota; Metazoa; Rotifera; Eurotatoria; Philodinida; Philodinidae. The record is from the annotation of a GenBank genome assembly.